UCAGCGCCGCCCGAGGCCCGCACGCUUCCCCACGGCCGCGCCGCAGGCCGCCGAGUGGGCGCUGGUCUCCGGGGACCGCGGCCCUCCUCCUGCCUCCGCAGCACGAGCCCCGAGGGCCAGCCAGCCAGAAAACCCACUCCUCGGGCCGCUCCUUCCCAAGCCAGGGGAAGCUUUGCCUGAAGAUCCGCUGUCAGGCUCCCCAGCUCCUGCCGAAUCGGAAGUCGAGGGGGGUUGAGUUGAUCCGACAGCUCCGCUUGCUCCUUGCUUUGGUUCCUUCCUACCGUGCUUAAGCAUGAUACUCUUGGGCUUUAGGUACAUCAGUUCUCAUUAUGCAUCAGAAAAAUGAAAAAGCAGAAGAAAAUUCUAUGGAAAAAGGGAAUUCACUUAGCUUUUUCUGAGAAAUGGAAUACUGGGUUUGGAAGCUUUAAGAAGUUCUAUUUUCCUCAAAACUUGUGCUUUCUGAAAGCUAAGGUGGGAAGGCCAGUUGUUUGGGGUGGACAAUUGAAGCAUUUCCAGUGUGGUAAGAAGGCUCUUCACAUCCAGAAAUCGUGGAUCCGGGAUGUCCCGCCUUGUGCAAGGGCGGGGUCUGGAGGGGCCACUCACAGUGGUAGUACUUUGUAUGCCAAAGUGAAAAGAAAGGACCCCAAGCACUUGGCUUCUUCCUCCAGCCGUCUCCUGAGACACCCAGCAGAUAAGGUACUGUCGUCAGCAAAGACCUCGGACCAUGAGUACUGCAGAGAGGAAAGUCUCCUGAAGGCAGUUACUGGCCUCUCAGCAAGUACUGUCUUGGGUAAGGCCAGUGGACACAAACCUCGGACAGGCGCACAAGCGUCCGACUUUCCCAUGAAGUUCAAUGGGGAGAGCCAGAGUCCAGGGGAGAGUGGCGAGAUUGUGGUCUUGAACAAACAUAGAAAACGCAUUUGCUACGGCUGCUACCAAGGGCUAGAGCACCACAGGAAUGGGAAACCAUUGAUUCCAAAAAAGUUCCAACUUAAUCAACAUCGAAGAGUCAAAGUGUCUCUUAUGAUGUAUGAGAAAUUAUCCAUGAUUAGAUUUCGGUAUAGGGUUUUGAGAUCCCAGCACUUCAGAACGAAAAACAGAGUUUGCAAGCUAAGAAAAGCCCAGCGAAGCUGGGUGCAGAAGGUCACUGGGGACCAUCAAGAGAACCUUAGGGGUAACACUGAGGGUGGCAGCAGUUGCAGCCCAGUCCCUUCCCCAGAAGCUAAAGACCCUUGUCAGUGCCAGCCAUACUUUGCAGACAUGGACGCCAGUGUUGCGGUGAAGGGGAAGAACUCCCAUGUGCCUGAUGGCCACACUAAAGAAAGCCCUUUCUUGGACAAGGAGCACAGUUUAGAUGAAGCAUUCCCUGACCAACAGAAUGGCAGUGCCACAUACGCCUGGGACCAGUCCCCCUCUUCUCCUCAGUGGGGGUGCACAGAGCAAGUUCCUGAAACCCCUCCAACCGAGCUUCCUUCUAGCACCCAGUUCCCUCCGGAAACGGGCAGAGUGAAUCUGACUCUGGGUCGGGAAGGUGGGACAAGCGCUGGCGGUGACAACAGAGGCGUGCUGUCCGUGUCUGGAGCAGACGCGUCUGUGAGCCGUGUCGAUGGGCCUGUGUCUGAAGAGCCUGCUCAGAGUGAGAACUGCCAGAUGGAGGAGGAUGGAUCUCUCAAGCAGAACAUUCUUAGUUCUGAGCUGCUGGACCACCCCUACUGUAAAAGCCCUCUGGACGCUCCCGCGGUGUGCAGUGAACUCAGAGUAGAGAGCCAAGUGGCGGGUGGCAAGAGCAGCCAGAAGGCUUCUCCAGUGGAUGACGAGCAGCUCUCCACCUGCCUUUCGGGAUUCCUAGAUGAGGUUAUGAAAAAGUAUGGAAGUUUGGUCCCACUCAGUGAAAAAGAUGUCCUUGGGAGAUUAAAAGAUGUCUUUAAUGAAGACUUUUCUAAUAGAAAACCAUUUAUCAAUAGAGAAAUAACUAACUACCGGGCCAGACAUCAGAAGUGCAACUUCCGGAUCUUCUACAAUAAGCACAUGCUAGACAUGGAUGAUCUGGUGACCCUGGAUGGUCAGAAUUGGUUGAAUGACCAGGUUAUUAAUAUGUAUGGUGAGCUGAUAAUGGAUGCCGUCCCAGACAAAGUCCACUUCUUCAACAGCUUUUUUCAUCGACAGCUGGUAACCAAAGGCUAUAACGGAGUUAAGAGAUGGACUAAAAAGGUGGAUUUGUUUAAAAAGAGCCUUCUGUUGAUUCCUAUCCACCUGGAAGUCCACUGGUCUCUCAUCACUGUGACACUCUCCAAUCGAAUUAUUUCAUUUUAUGAUUCCCAAGGCAUUCAUUUUAAAUUUUGUGUAGAGAAUAUAAGGAAGUAUUUGCUGACUGAAGCCAGAGAAAAAAACAGACCUGAAUUUCUGCAGGGUUGGCAGACUGCUGUUACAAAGUGUAUUCCACAACAGAAAAAUGACAGUGACUGUGGAGUCUUUGUGCUCCAGUACUGCAAGUGCCUCGCCUUAGAGCAGCCUUUCCAGUUUUCCCAAGAAGACAUGCCUCGAGUGCGGAAGAGAAUCUAUAAAGAGCUGUGUGAGUGCCGGCUCCUGGACUGAGGCUCAGCAGGGACUCCGCAAGGCUGGCCGUGUUGGAGCAGAGAGCUUGUUACUUGAAUCUCCAGACACUUACUGAACUUUUCCAGAUCUUUCGGAUUGGUGGUAUCGGGCCACUGUUGUUACCUCAAGUUUAUUUUUGCCCUCCUUCAUUUCUCCUGCUAUCAUGUACUUUUUUAAUGUUCAGUUUAGUUUCAUUUUAACUUUAUGGAUUCCAUACAUCCCUCCCAUAUUUAAUAUUUAUUAUCCAAACGCAUGCGUAUAGACAGAGCAUGCAGUAAAGAGUAUUAAAAAAAAAGCCUAGUAGAUUUGGUGCAGCUUUUGAAACAUAGUUAGAUGUGAACUGAAUACAGGUUUAAAAUUUAACCCCAGAACUUAAAACUGCAGGAUGUUUUUGAUGCAGUGUAGCUCAGAAUAGAUGUUCCCUGUGGCAUAAAGGGGAGCUCGGAGUGGUUGUGAAAAAGCCAGUCACGUUUUACUUAUCCCAGCAGCACUUUGCCUGAUGUCCCUCAGACGAGUCUCUGAGCAUGAGAUGCAUUCCUUUCGAGGGCGAGAGGGGCUGGUCUGCUUAGGGACGCAGUGCUUGCAAGCGCAGUGCUGAUUUGAGAAGAGUUAAGGUAUGAGAGGGGAAAAAGCGUCCUUGAAGGCCAGUUAACUUAAAGGUUUCUUUCGUUUUGUUGUUUUGAGACAAGGUCUCACUAUGUAGCCCAAGCUGUCCUGGAACUCACAGUAGCUAGGCUGGACUCAAACUCAAGCUAAUCCUGUCUCUGUCUCCCCAGGGCUGGUAAUAUAGGUACAUACCAAUACACUCUACAAUAAGAUUUCCAUUUUGGUCUUAAGGAUUAAAAUACAUGGAUUAAAUCUCAUAAAGGCUUUUCUUGGGACACUGAAUUUUCUUGGAUUUUUUUCCUGGGCUUGACUUGUGGAAAAAAAAAACAAAAUCCUUAGCAUCCAUCAAACUCAUAAAUGAGAAUUUGGCUUUUCAUAGAAGUAAUUUGCUAGUCCCACUUGUCUUUGUUGCCUCUCACGCACACACUCCAGGGUAUUUAAGAAUUACGGGAAUGGCUCUGCUUGAAGGUAUCUGAAAUAUGAGCAUCACAGUAGAAGACUGGCCAAGUUCUUCUGCAGAUGGUGGGAGGAGAGAGGGGUGACACGGAGGAGGUCUCUGGGGAGAGAGCACACGAGGAAUGUUUUCCUCCAUCUUCUCUGGUGGCCCAGCAGCUUGAGGGGUCUUUAGCUUCUGCAAGAGCAGUCUGAAUCCUGUACUUAAGAACUCCCUGUUUAUUUAACUCCAUCCCCUGGGGACAGCUGUAGAGUAGCCUGUUCUGUGGACUAGGAAGAAAGUGGUAGACCCUGCAUCUUUAAUCUGGUCUUUUGUGACACGUUUUCAAGAAAAGAAGUAAGAUGCAGAUUAAGCCUAACCAGUCAGUUUUUUUCCGAAUUGAAGGAGGGAGAGCAAUAAAUUUGUGCAGAAAACUACAAGUAAAUGGCAGAAGGUGAGUGCCUCGUUAGGCGUGAGCUGUUUGAAAACCAGAACGGGAAAUGGCUGAGCAGGGCUUGCUGCCGCAGGUGAGGGCUGGAUCAAACUGCAGUUUGCUGCACGAUUCCCUGCCGCAGCAUGGACACUGGGCAGCGGCCCUGGCCCUCUCCUCUCUGUCAUCCAGACUCCAAAGUCCUUCGCAUAGAACCAGGCAGUGUUGUGCUUCAGGCUAUUAAAGAGCCUGAGAGUAGAGGUCAUUGUCACAGGUAAGGUGGUCACCACUUGGGAAGAUGAAGUUAGAUGGGGGAGGUGUCUCUUCCAUUCCUGUAGUACUGGGGAUCGAACCCAGGGUUGUCUGUCUGUAUGCUAGGCAGGUGCUCUACCACUGAGCUACCUACCACCUUAGCCCUCUUUGAGCUUUUGUAUUUUGAGACAUGGUCUCAUGAAGUCCUCAUUGGUUUUGAAUUCACCCUGUGCCUGAGCCUGGCCUUGUUUACACUCCUGACACCUGAGUAGCUAGAAUUACAGGCCAGCCCUGCAGGCCAGACUGCUUGAAGAUCUCUUAGGGAAGGGGCUUGGGAAACAGGGUCUCAAUGUCAGGCUAGCCUCAAACUCAUUACGUAGCUGAAGAUGACCUCGAAUUCCCAGUUCUCUCUCGGUGCUAGGAUUAGAGAUUUGUGUCACCGUGCCCAGCUAAAGAUGUGGUCUUAAGACUUUCAGACAUAAUCACACCAACAUGAGCAUCUUCAAAAUGUAUACCCGAGAUACAGCAUGGGUUUUUGCUGCUGUGCCUAUCCUGAAAUAGCCAGCAAUGAGGUGACAUACUCGGUGUCUUGAGUGAGGAAGUAUCUAUCUCACUUCCCCAAUAACAGACCCAUCAGGAGAAGUUACAGUUGUAUUCCUUUGAGAAUCUUGUUGAAACAGGGUCUUUGUUUAGCCCAGGCUGGCCUUAAAUUUACAGUCCUUCCGCCUCAGCCUCCCUGAUGUUUGGAUUACAUGGGUGCACUAGCAUUUUCAAUCCUGGAGAAUCUUAAUGUCCAGAGCCUGAGUUGCCUCUUCUCCCGACUGAGAAAUGGUCAUGUCAGCACUGAGGCAUGCAGGAACUCAGCCGUCCAGGUCCAGUUACUCUUCCCUUCUAAAGGAUAGGGCACUGUCAAGUGUUCUGCUCAGCUUGCUUUGGCCUAAAUGCUGGAUGUUUUGAGUAUGUUCUAAGUCUUUCUGUCAUUAGUGAGACUUGGUUUCAGAAUACAUAGUUGCUCUUUCUCUUUUUGCGACUACAUGUAAAUUUCUGUUUAGCUUUCAAGUCCUAGGUUGUAAUUUUUUUGUCUUGAUGUUUGCAGGAAUGCUUUCUGUCACUGGCUUGGCACCGAACUGUUGAUCCCAUAAAGUAGGCAGACUGUGUCACUGGGAUGAAUGUAAACCCUGCACAGACUUAGAGCUAUUCAUGUAGAUAGGAUGAGUCUUCAAUAAGCUGCCCAGUCCUCACGGCAAACUUACCUGGCUGUAGUUGCUUCUGUCCAGUGGUCUUUCCUUUUGUUAAAUUUCUAGUAAUGAAUAUAGGUUUAAUUCAUCUUUUAGUUUCCGUAGGCAUCAUGAGAAUUAACUUUCAGUUGGCUGCUCAAGGAAGAGCAGAGCAGUUGCUGCCAAUAACUUCACAGUGCGGUUUGACUUUGCACUGUACUCUGUUUACUAUUGAAUAUGAAUAACAUGGUCAUCUUGAAUUGAUCGUUGGAAUACGACAACAGACCUAACUGGGGACACAGCCAGUACUUGCCUAAUGUGAGUUAUCCCUUUUCUCUGCAGUUGUGGUAAACUGCUUCGUCCAUGCAUUAGAAGCAAUCGGGGGUCUGAGUGGGUCAGGGUCAGAAACAGUGAAUUCAUACUGUGCUUUAAAUACACUGAUUAUCUGCUCUGCUUCAUUGUUAAGAGACCAGGUUAAUCAACAGUUAUACAGCACAUGCUUCUGCUGUGUGCUAGGCUCUGCCUCCUGGCUGGUAGAUAUCUAAGAUCUGGGGAAUAGCAUCUAAGAAGUGCUAUUGUACUUGGGGUUACAAAAGCAGGCCUAGACAAGUUGUUCACUUGAAAGAUUAUGAUCAUGUAAAAUUACAGUCAGUACUCAACCCUUCUAGCAAACUAUUUUUUUGAAAAAUAAACUAAAUGCCUUUAUAAA
Molecule: messenger RNA, 6242 nt
Organism: Peromyscus maniculatus bairdii (prairie deer mouse)
Lineage: Eukaryota; Metazoa; Chordata; Mammalia; Rodentia; Cricetidae
Gene: Senp5
Product: SUMO specific peptidase 5
Biological process (GO): protein desumoylation; proteolysis
Cellular component (GO): nucleus
Molecular function (GO): deSUMOylase activity
Source: RefSeq, a predicted model, not a curated record